GUCUCGCUGGCGCGGAGCGCGGCUUGCGAUUUUGCCGCCGCGGCGCGAGCAUACGAACGCGUCGCGCGACACGAGGUGUUAUAAUUAUUACGCUUCGCCACAACGCCUCGUGCGCUGUGAGAGUGAGCAGUCAGAAAUACCGACUCGUAAGGACACACCGGUGGUUUGGUCCUUCUUUGUCUGCGGCAGACGCGCGUCGUCUUGAUUACGUGCGACGCAGCCGGUCUCGCGCUGGGCAUCCGCUUAAGGAUCGCCGCGCCAGCCGGACGAAUGGCCGACGAGGGCAUCGGCGCGGACUCGACCGUCGACGCCGACGGCAUCACGCAGCUCGUGGCGCUCGUAGGGAACGGCGCGGCCAAAGUAAAGGAGGUGGCCGCCGAGGGGUUGACAGACCUCGCCUCUGAAAGUGCCGCAUACAGCGCCGCGAUCAUCGACGCCGGCGCCAUCGAACCGCUCAUGAGACUCGUGACGAACGGCACGUCCAUGGGCCGGAAGAAGGCCAUGGUGGCAUUGUCGACCCUCGCCGAGGCGGAACCGGCCGAGGGCCAGAGGGAGGCCGCGUGGGCGUUGGUGCGACUCGCCGAGGCGUUGGUGCGUGGGGGACCUACGGACUAUGAUAUGGACGCACGCAAAAAGGUUGCGGUCGCCGAGGCCGGCGCCGUCGACCCGCUCAUCAGGCUCGUGUGCGACGCCAGUGAGGACUUGAAGUUUGGAGCCGCAGAAGCCCUGAGGGAGCUCGACCGCGCCACGAGAAGGCGGAUACGAAUCCUCCAAGACGAGAACAAGUCGCUCAAGCGCCAGCUAGAUCGCAUUGAAGGAGAACAAGUCGCUCAAGCGCUAGCUAGAUCUCUUUGAAUCUCAACCAUCAUUCUGGCGCGCGACCGAGUAAAUUAGCAACAAAAC
This is a messenger RNA of Pelagomonas calceolata, 903 nucleotides long. The record is from the annotation of a GenBank genome assembly. NCBI's taxonomy places the organism in Eukaryota, Pelagophyceae, Pelagomonadales, Pelagomonadaceae.